AUGGCGGCACAAAACAUACAGCCUAUGCCUGCUUUUGAACCAAGGAGUGAUCCUACAAGUACAAGUGCGAGAUGGACACGAUGGCUGGAGAGAUUCAACACAUAUUUACUCGCAGCAGAUAUUAAAGACGAUGCGAGAAAGCGAGCUUUAUUAUUGUAUCAGGCGGGGCCCGAAGUACACGAAAUUUUCAAGACUCUAGAAGAGGGCGAAACCAAAGAUUUUAAGUCAGCAGUGAAAGCGUUGACGGAGUAUUUUGAACCAGAGAAAAACGUGAUAUAUCGCACCUAUGUUUUUAGACAAGCGACGCAAGGCAAAGAGGAAUCAAUCGACGAAUUUCAUACGCGUUUACGAGGCUUGGCAAAAUAUUGCGAAUUUACAAACAUAGAUUUUGAAAUUAAGAUGCAGAUUGUAACGAACGGCACUUCUUCAAGAUUACGAAAGAAAGCACUACAAGACCCAAAAUAUAGUUUGGCAAACAUGUUAAUCGAUGGACGAAAAUACGAAACUAGUUCAGCUCAAGCCGUUGGGAUCGAAGAACAAUUCAAAACAAGGGAAAAUAUAAAUGCAAUGGCUAUGACAACGCCCACUGAGAAAAAGUGUUAUUACUGCGGUUUCAAGUAUCCACACGACAAUCAACCGUGCCCAGCGAAGUCUGCUAUUUGUAACCACUGCGGAAUAAAGGGACACUUCGCUAAAGUCUGUCGAACACGAGGAAAAUCUUUCGCAAGUAAGGGAAACCUUGAGAAAUUACAAACGCAAGGUUUUACCUCCCCAGACAAAAGGCGCCAAUCACGAUGGGAUGAGAAUAAACAACGAAAACAACAAGCAAAGGCUGUCGGAAUAUCACAAAGCGAACCAAAUACUGAAAGCUCGGAAGAAAAGGAUUAUGUUUACACAGUAUCGCAAGAAACGAGGGAGCAAACACACGCGACCGUAAAAAUAAAUGGACAGGGGCCGGUUGUAUAAAAACGUAAUUAGCGCUAACUGUAGUUAGCGUUAAUCACUGUAGUUAAAUCCUUAACUGUAAUUAGUUAACUACAUGACUUAACUGCGUUGCACAAAACGUAGUUAGUCGGAUAGUUAACUAAUCACGUAGUUAACUGUGCGUGGGGCUUGCGUGGGGCGUUUAAACACAAAAUUACAUAAAGUAAGCAGCGAAUAACGACCGCUGACACACAUUUUCAACAUGAUUGUGGACUCGUAUUUUGCAAAUAGGCGGGAAUUUUAUUCAAAACGCUAGAAAAACAAUGAAAAAUAUACAAGAAAACAAGGAAAAGCCGCCACAAAAAUCAUAAAAGAAUGCAGUUUUUCCUUGAGAUGCCUACGUUAAACCAAGGUAUAGCGUUUGGCAAUUAUAUAUCAGUGUUUCUUGGUGUAAUGGACCAUACUUCGUCUUCGAGAAAUCGUCCUGUGCAAAAAUAUGUUCUGUUUUCGUAAAAACACCAAAGCGAUAGCGUUUGAAGAGUUUAUAUUGUCAGGAAACAUUCACAGGGAAGAUAGCGAUUGAAAAUCUCAGGUAACCGUUGUUUUUCAUUGUUGUUUUACUGAAAAAUGUUGUUCACUCCUAUACAAACGCCAUUUUUAACUACGUUUUGGACAGUUAACUAUACCCUAAAGCAUAGUGAACUUUAACUACUUUUUAACUGCAGUUAAGGCUAACUACACUUUUAUACAACCGGCUUAACUACGUGAUUAAAGUUAACUAUUUUUUAAGGCUUUUUAACUACUUUUUAACUGCAGUUAGCGCUAACUACGUUUUUAUACAACCGGCCCCAGGACGUUUUAUUUUUGGUUGACACUGGCGCAACUGUUGACAUCAUUGAUUCUACGACAUACGCGAAAUUAAAGAGGAAAAGUUCAUUACGUAAAAGUUCAACUAAAAUCUACGCAUAUGGAUUUCACACACCUCUGCCUCUAAACGGACAAUUUCAAGCAACACUCGAAUCGAAAAAGCGUUAUACCGUGUCGCAAAUGUAUGUAAUAGACGGUGCAGGAGGAAAUUUACUAAGUGCUAAAACAGCCCAAGAUUUGGCCUUGGUCCAGCUAAUUAAUACAAUUUCCGGUUUUCCAGAACAAGAUAAACAAACAAAGACAAAUCAAAACAAUACACACAGCACUGCAUGCGAGACCAAUCCAGAAAUCAACACAAGUGUUCCUCAAUCAAAAGACCCCAAAAUACAAGAAAUCAUAAACAAAUAUAGUACAGUUUUCAAGGGGCAAGGAAAAUUGAACAAUCAACAAAUUAAACUUCAUAUAUCCGAGACGAUGUCAAACCAGUUAUGCAGCGGCAAAGACGUAUACCAUAUCAUGUGAGAAAGGAUGUUUCGAAGGAACUAAAGAAACUAGAAGAGCAAGACAUUGUCGAGAAAGUCGCCAAUCAACCAACACCAUGGAUAUCUCCAAUAGUCGUCACGCCAAAGAAAGACGGAGGUAUUAGACUCUGUGUAGACAUGAGGGAAGCAAACCAGGCAAUCGAAAGAGAGAGACACACAAUGCCAACUUUACAAGAUUUUAAAGCUGAGGUAAAUGGAGCAAAAUUCUUCUCAAAGAUUGACCUAAAGCAAGCAACUGAAAAAGAAACUAACAAGUACCCCAGUUAUGGCAUAUUUCGAUACAAAGAAACGAAGUCUAGUAAUCGUAGAUGGCUCCCCUUAUGGAAUUAGUGCAAUACUAGCACAGAAAGAACAUCACAGCCAGCAGUACAAAAUCCUUUCAUAUGCAAGCAGAGCACUCAGCCCAGUUGAGACAAGAUACUCACAAACAGAUAUUGAAGGACUUAGCUUAGUAUGGGGAAUUGAGCAUUUUCGAAUGUUCUUGAUUGGAUCAGAAUUCGAUGUGAUAACUGAUCAUAAAGCAUUAGAAUCUAUAUUCAAUAACCCAAGAUCCAGACCACCAGCCCGCAUCGAGAGAUGGAUGAUGCGAUUACAACCAUUCAACUUCAAAGUCAUUUACCGCAAAGGAUCCUUAAACGAAGCUGACUACUUAAGUAGACAUCCAGCUGUUAUAGAGAGAGAACAAAUAACGAGUACAACAGCAGAAGAAUAUGUGAACUAUGUAACUAACUGUUCAGUUCCAAAGUCAAUGACACUUGACGAGAUUAAAAAAGCAACCCAUAACGAUCCAGUAUUACAAAAAGUUAAGAAAUGUCUGAAAGAGGGAAAAUGGGAUGAGAACAAUCCUGAUCUUAAACCGUUUAGACUUUGCGCCGACGAACUUACGUACAAUGCAUCAGCAGGUAUACUGUUGAAGAACACACGGCUGGUCAUUCCAACAACAUUACAAGAAAGAGCAACAAAAUUAGGCCAUAUCGGGCAUCAGGGAAUUGAGAAAACGAAAAGCCUACUACGCGAAAAGAUCUGGUACCCAAAUAUGGACAAACGAGUGAAAGAAAUGGUAGACAAAUGCAUUCCUUGCCAAGCAGUAGGUCACGGUAAUAACCCGGAGCCAAUGAAAAUAACACCAACCGAAGACAAACCAUGGACUAGUGUAGCAAUCGACUUCUAUGGUCCAGUACCCCGAACUGGUCAAUACCUGCUAGUGGUUAUCGAUACCUACUCAAAAUUCCCAGAGGUAGAAAUAGUCAACUCAACCGAAGCAAAAACUUGCAUACCAAAAUUAGAUACGAUAUUUGCCAGAUAUGGAAUACCAUCAAAAAUAAAAACUGACAAUGGACCCCCAUUUAAUGGGAAAUAA
This is a messenger RNA of Paramuricea clavata, 3693 nucleotides long. Lineage: Eukaryota; Metazoa; Cnidaria; Anthozoa; Malacalcyonacea; Plexauridae. The record is from the annotation of a GenBank genome assembly.